Molecule: messenger RNA, 2426 nt
Organism: Guyanagaster necrorhizus
Lineage: Eukaryota; Fungi; Basidiomycota; Agaricomycetes; Agaricales; Physalacriaceae
Exons: 13
Coding region: 19-2175 (718 amino acids)
Biological process (GO): DNA-templated transcription; regulation of DNA-templated transcription
Molecular function (GO): zinc ion binding; DNA-binding transcription factor activity, RNA polymerase II-specific; DNA binding
Source: RefSeq, a predicted model, not a curated record
GCCAGAGUACAAACUACAAUGUUUGAUCCCCAAGGUGAACAGCCUGAAACAGAGGAUACCUUUGUCGUUCGAAUGAAGGCUGCAAGAGCGUGUGAUUUGUGUAGACGUAAGCGGCGCCGAUGUGAACCUCUUCCAAAACAGAACGUAUGCAAACAGUGUCUACAAGGAAAAACGGAAUGCACUUGGGUGCUACCCAUCUCUGAGACGCGUCAUAAACGGCGAGCACACAUUCAAAAUUCUCCGCCUGUUGACGACUCUGAUAGUCCAUGGAGCUCCAAACGGCCGCGUCAUCCUCUCAUGCGGCAAGAUUCUCCUGGUAUUCUUGGCGACAGUCUCUUUUCUAUGGCUUCUUCCAUAUCACCGCCAAAGCCUUCUUUUGGCUAUGCUCUCAGCGAAACAAAACUUCGAGGACCCACUACGAUAACCCAUAUGAUGCACUCGACUUCCACUUUUCCGACUGAAUUACUGGAGGCCCAUGACAAGAAACACCGUACUUAUACUGAGAUGCAGCAGCAUGCUGGGGACGCCAUAAUCCGAGUCGCAAGUCUAGAUCUCAACGAUAAAUUCCAUCCUUCUUCUCCGAGCCUCCGCGAAAUAGACUCUGUCUCUAGAUUACCUACACCGGUGUACAUGGAACCGACACUCAUAGACCGUCUUAUCCGGUUCUAUCUUGACGUUCAUGCCUCGACUUUUCCUGUCGUCUCUAAGGACGUCUUCAUAUCCUCCGUGCCGCUGUCUCCGGUGCUCGUGUAUGCCAUGGUCGGGAUAUCUGCGAUGACACUUUCUUCGCAUGCGCCUAAAGGCACUCUUGAAGCGGUUCAAACGAACAUGUCUGCUCUUCGGCGGACGGAGGUACUUUCUCCAUUAUCCAAUCUCUCUCGCUUGCCAGCUCAAUCAGAGAAGGAUUUUCUCAGCAGGUGUACGUUGCACGAGCUCCAGGGCCAUCUCCUGUUCGCCUUAACAAUGGAGAUGGAGCAGGGUAGUGUUGGUUCAGCUGUAUGGAACUCGCUGGGCUUAGCAAUCAGACAAGCCCAAGAUCUAGGCCUGCAUCGCGAAACCGUAUCAGAUGACGCAGGCGACCAUGUAGAGACCCGACGAAAUGUUUGGGGAGGUCUCAUUGUUGCUGACCGCUGGGUAUCCGCUUUUUAUGGUCUUCCGAUGAUGAUAGAUUUGAGUGACUGCGACAGAAUCUUCCCGAAGGACGAAGGUUUCAAGGCGCUCAUAGAGCUGUCAAUCCUCCUGGGACGUGUAGUCAAGAUGUGCUAUACACCGACAGGCGUUAUCAAUGUGAAGGAUGAACAAGCCCAGGAUCUGGCGAACGAAAUCCAGAGCUGGUUAUUUGCUCUGCCGCCGACUUUAUCUUGUGUCAAUCAUCCCCCGGAGCACGCCCCGAUAUCUGCAGGAUUAUUGAACCUCUGCUACGUUGCUGUUCAGUUCUUCUUUGUUCGUCCGUUCAUGCGAUUGAGCCAUACAGCAGAUACCCUCAGCUUUGCAAUCACUGUCGCUGACUGGCAGGCUCUUGCAGCUCGAGCAAGAUAUGGUAUUCUCUGGAGCGAACAUCACCUUGACCAACUUCAGACCUGGAGCUUUUCGCUCUAUUGCUUAUUCAUCUGCUGCCUGAUUUUGUACCACACUUACUACCGGUCGCGGCGCCCGGACGUUCUCGCUGCGAUCCUCAAAGGCAAAGAUAUCAUGGAUAGAAUCCAUCAUCCGGCCUGUCAUGCUAGGUCAAAGAUAGCCGAAGUUAUUAACCUGCUGAGCGAAGCAGCUACUAAUCCUCGUGAAGAUGCUGCCAAGAAGCGAACUAGCAUCAACCCUACCCGAGGGGUUCGGCUACGGAAACGUGAACCUAAUCUGCGUUGGAAAGCCGAUACCAAUUCCUUUGCAGGUGACCCUGACGUUGAAGACGGCGAGAGGCCUGUUCCUUCACAUUUAGUUGCAUCGCCUGCUGCCGAUACCCCGAGUACUCCGAUCUAUUCUGGAGAUCCUCAGUCUUACCCCGUUCAAAUAAAUGUCAACCCCUUGAUGCAUGGACUCGCAGCAGCCACAAAUCUGUACGAGCCAGAGUUAACCUUUCCAGACAGUACCACGGAUUCUUCGCAACAGUCUCAGAAGUCAACAGAUUUCGAUUCUUGGGAAACAUUGAUGAACGGAGGCGAUUGUCCUAGCGUUUGAGUCCCAUCGCAUUCGUUGUAUAUAUACGCCUUUCGUUCCUCAUAGCAUCCAUCUUGUACAGUAUUGUUGUUGGUGGCUGAACUAAUUUUUAUCGUUCAUAGAUGAGCGUUUCGUCUCGUACAACAAAGGACCGUAAACAUCAAUAGACGGAGGGCAAUAAACCACAGGUCAUCUUCCGAUUUUGUGAGAGUAGUGCAUGGUCACGGUCUUCUACUUCUGGCUCUCCGAGACUUAGGGAGUGUACCAAGGUG